CCCCCCCACCAGGUCGUGCCCUUUCCGUCCCUUUCACCGACGAUGACCCACGGCGGCAUCGCCGGUUGGAAGAAGAAGGAGGGCGAGUUCGUCGCGACGGGCGACAUCCUCGCCGAGAUUCAGACUGACAAGGCCACGAUGGAGAUGGAGUCGAUGGAGGAGGGUUGGAUGGCGAAGAUCAUCGUGCCGGAGGGCACCGAGGACAUCCCGGUGGGCAAGCCCGUGGCGGUGCUGUGCGAGGAACAGGCCGACAUCGCCGCGUUCAAGGACUACGUUCCCGAAGCGAGCGCAGAC
Molecule: messenger RNA, 294 nt
Organism: Micromonas commoda
Lineage: Eukaryota; Viridiplantae; Chlorophyta; Mamiellophyceae; Mamiellales; Mamiellaceae
Exons: 1
Biological process (GO): pyruvate decarboxylation to acetyl-CoA
Cellular component (GO): pyruvate dehydrogenase complex
Molecular function (GO): dihydrolipoyllysine-residue acetyltransferase activity
Source: RefSeq, a predicted model, not a curated record